AUGGCUGCGAAGCUGCUGCUUCUCCUCUGCCUGUUCUCGGGCUUGCACGCUAGGUCCAGGAGGGUGGAAGAAGAUGAGAAUGAAGACUCUCCAUCAAAUCAGAAGUGGGUCUUAGCACCCAAAUCACAAGACACUGAUGUGACGCUGAUUCUCAACAAAUUGCUGAGGGAAUAUGACAAAAAGCUGAGGCCGGACAUUGGAAUAAAACCAACUGUGAUCGACGUGGACAUUUAUGUUAACAGCAUUGGUCCUGUGUCGUCCAUAAACAUGGAAUACCAAAUUGAUAUAUUUUUUGCUCAAACCUGGACAGACAGCCGCCUUCGAUUCAACAGUACAAUGAAAAUACUUACUCUGAACAGCAACAUGGUUGGCUUGAUAUGGAUCCCAGACACCAUCUUCCGAAACUCCAAAACAGCAGAGGCUCAUUGGAUCACCACACCCAACCAGCUCCUCAGAAUCUGGAAUGAUGGGAAAAUCCUUUACACAUUAAGGCUCACUAUCAACGCAGAGUGCCAGCUGCAGCUGCACAACUUCCCCAUGGAUGCGCAUGCCUGCCCCCUGACCUUCUCUAGCUAUGGCUACCCCAAGGAAGAAAUGAUUUAUCGUUGGAGGAAAAAUUCGGUUGAGGCAGCUGAUCAGAAAUCAUGGCGGCUCUAUCAGUUUGACUUCAUGGGCCUCAGAAACACUACAGAAAUCGUGACAACAUCUGCAGGUGAUUAUGUUGUCAUGACUAUCUACUUUGAACUGAGUAGAAGAAUGGGAUACUUCACUAUCCAGACAUAUAUCCCCUGCAUACUGACUGUGGUUCUGUCCUGGGUGUCAUUUUGGAUCAAAAAAGAUGCGACACCAGCAAGAACAACAUUAGGCAUCACCACAGUGCUAACCAUGACCACACUCAGCACCAUUGCCAGGAAGUCCCUGCCUCGGGUAUCCUACGUCACUGCCAUGGACCUCUUUGUGACCGUGUGCUUCUUGUUUGUCUUCGCUGCGCUAAUGGAGUACGCCACCCUCAACUACUACUCUAGCUGUCGCAAGCCAACCAUCAGGAAGAAGAAGACAUCGUUAUUACAUCCAGAUUCCACAAGAUGGAUUCCUGAUCGAAUAAGCCUACAAGCACCCUCUAACUAUUCUCUCCUGGAUAUGAGGCCUCCACCACCCGUGAUGAUCACGUUAAACAAUUCCAUGUACUGGCAGGAGUUCGAGGACACCUGUGUCUAUGAGUGUCUGGAUGGCAAAGACUGCCAGAGCUUCUUCUGCUGCUAUGAAGAGUGCAAGUCAGGCUCUUGGAGGAGAGGCCGCAUCCACAUCGAUGUCUCAGAACUGGACUCAUACUCCCGGGUCUUCUUCCCAACAUCCUUCCUGCUGUUCAACCUGGUUUAUUGGGUUGGAUACCUGUAUCUUUAAGUGCUGCUCUGAAGGAUGACUGAAGAGUACUUGAUUUAUGUUUUCCCUUCCCCCAUCCCCAAACAAGUAGUGACCAACCAAAAAAGUAGCAGGGAAGGACACUA
This is a messenger RNA of Peromyscus eremicus (cactus mouse), 1508 nucleotides long. RefSeq names its product gamma-aminobutyric acid type A receptor subunit gamma3 (gene Gabrg3). Lineage: Eukaryota; Metazoa; Chordata; Mammalia; Rodentia; Cricetidae. Gene Ontology annotation, biological process: signal transduction; gamma-aminobutyric acid signaling pathway; nervous system process. The record is from RefSeq and is a predicted model, not a curated record. Gene Ontology annotation, cellular component: dendrite membrane; postsynapse; neuron projection. Gene Ontology annotation, molecular function: GABA-A receptor activity; benzodiazepine receptor activity; inhibitory extracellular ligand-gated monoatomic ion channel activity. The transcript is spliced from 10 exons. The coding region runs from base 1 to 1404 and encodes 467 amino acids.